This is a messenger RNA of Actinia tenebrosa (Australian red waratah sea anemone), 1487 nucleotides long. Its product is annotated as AP-2 complex subunit sigma. Gene Ontology annotation, molecular function: clathrin-cargo adaptor activity. Gene Ontology annotation, cellular component: AP-2 adaptor complex; membrane coat. Gene Ontology annotation, biological process: clathrin-dependent endocytosis; intracellular protein transport. NCBI's taxonomy places the organism in Eukaryota, Metazoa, Cnidaria, Anthozoa, Actiniaria, Actiniidae. The record is from RefSeq and is a predicted model, not a curated record.
GCUUACAUUUUGAAGUAUAUACCCACUUUUGAUCCACCAUCUUGGAAUUUGGAGAGGAUGAUUCGAUUUAUCUUGAUUCAAAAUCGUGCGGGGAAAACAAGACUAGCAAAAUGGUACAUGAACUUUGAUGAUGACGAGAAGCAAAAGUUAAUCGAAGAAGUACAUGCUUUGGUUACCGUUCGAGACGCAAAGCACACAAAUUUCGUAGAGUUCCGUAACUUCAAAAUAGUCUACAGACGUUAUGCAGGGUUGUACUUCUGCUUCUGUGUUGAUGUCAGUGAUAACAACUUAUAUUAUUUGGAGGCCAUUCACAAUUUUGUAGAGGUUUUAAAUGAGUUUUUCCACAAUGUUUGUGAACUGGAUUUAGUCUUUAACUUUUAUAAGGUGUACUCAGUGGUCGAUGAGAUGUUCUUAGCUGGAGAAAUCCGAGAAACAAGUCAGAGUAAAGUACUUAAACAACUAAACAUGCUUCAGCAGUUGGAGUAGAAUGGUAACUUAGAAUAUUAGCAACAUGAACCUAGCUACAAGCCAAUAGCUUUCUUUCCUUUCAUCUUUAUCUCACCAAUAUAUGUAUAUGCAGGAUAGGAGACUACAGUAUAUAUAUAUAUAUAUCCAGUAGAUAGAUAAUAUAGAAAUGAUGAGUUGAAUAGACAGAUUGUUUAUAGAUUGAGAUUCUUUCAAGUCAGCAUGUUUUUGUGCUUCUGUAGCCUCUCACUCCUAGACAUGAUUUUUUUGGCUUCUGAUGACCAAAACAUCAUUGUACCUUAAUUUUAAUAUUGUGAAUUGAUGCCAUUGUUUUGAAUAUAGAGGACAGUAAUCCCUUAAUCCUGAUUGAUGAAUAAUGAAGGGCUUUCAUAGCUUUGGACCAAUUUACGAGCCCUUUAGCCUGCAAAAAGAAGCCAUCUUAUGUGGGUGGAUAAUUUGGAGAGAGAAACAGUGCCAGAGAGACUCUUCACAGGCUACUAGCACUCGGACAAAAUAGGCUAGGCAUGUUCUUGAUUGGAAAUCAAUUUUUAUUUUAUCAUUGAUGUUCUUGUAUCCAAAAACUUGUUCAAAGCCAUCCAUUUUCUUCAAUGUUAUUAAAACACCAUUUCAAUAAACAAUAAGGAACUCACAACUGCAUGAAAAACAUAUUUUCUUUAAAGCCACCCAAAAUCUUUUCUUAUCCCACAGGCUAAAUAGACCCCUUGCAUGUGACGUCAAAGCAGCUUGAUCUGGGGGACAAAACAAAAGAAUUCCAGUCUCCUGAGAAUUGGAACCUAUUGUUUUGUCCCCCAGAUUGAGCUACAUUCCAAAGUGCUGCAAGGGGUCUAUAAUAGAUUAUUCAAUAUUGCUUUCAGACUGGGCUACCACCCAACCUUUUCAUUGUAAGAAUAACCUUAAUAUUAAUUAAUUAUCGUUUCAUUAAAACCAAUAAAUGUAAUAUAAUAGGUUGUAGUGUUUAUCUGAUCUUUGAGAAUAAAAAAACACUGAUGGUAUAAUUUUCA